AUGUCCGGCAAGAAAGUUAUUUUCACAACCAAGGCACCAGCCCCCUUCCCUGUCUUCUCACAGGCCAUCGCUCGAAAUGACACAGUCUACUGCUCUGGCAUGGUUGGGUUAGAUGAGAACAAUGCGAUAGUGAGUGGAGGAGUCGCACGGCAGACAGACCGAAUUCUCCAAAACCUAGCCGCUGUCCUUGAAGAGGCCCAGUCUAGCUUGCAAAAUGUUUUGAAGCUGAAUAUCUACCUCACAUCCAUGGACGACUUUGGUGCUAUGAAUGAGGCAUAUAUGGAGCAUUUCUCGGCUCCACUACCUGCGAGAACAUGUGUCGCUGUCACAGCAUUGCCAUUGGGUGCUCAUGUGGAAAUGGAAUGUGUAGCGUUCAUUUAA
This is a messenger RNA of Penicillium brevicompactum, 381 nucleotides long. RefSeq names its product RidA family protein. Gene Ontology annotation, cellular component: mitochondrion; cytosol. The coding region runs from base 1 to 381 and encodes 126 amino acids. NCBI's taxonomy places the organism in Eukaryota, Fungi, Ascomycota, Eurotiomycetes, Eurotiales, Aspergillaceae. The record is from RefSeq and is a predicted model, not a curated record. The transcript has 3 exons. Gene Ontology annotation, molecular function: deaminase activity.